This is a messenger RNA of Colletotrichum paranaense, 2037 nucleotides long. Its product is annotated as uracil phosphoribosyltransferase. The record is from RefSeq and is a predicted model, not a curated record. Gene Ontology annotation, biological process: dephosphorylation; L-serine biosynthetic process. NCBI's taxonomy places the organism in Eukaryota, Fungi, Ascomycota, Sordariomycetes, Glomerellales, Glomerellaceae. Bases 1 to 2037 code for a protein of 678 amino acids. Gene Ontology annotation, cellular component: cytoplasm. Gene Ontology annotation, molecular function: L-phosphoserine phosphatase activity; magnesium ion binding. The transcript is spliced from 2 exons.
AUGCCUGCCUCCAAUUCCAAUACUACCUCUGCCAUCAAGAAGCCUACAAUCGUCGGCCUAUACGGCCUUCCUGGUAGUGGCAAGUCUUACGUCUUGUGCCGUCUCAAGACAUACUUCGGUUUUGGAGAUCGGUUCCAGUACUAUGAGGGGUCCGAGGUCAUUGGGAACCUCGUCGACGGCGGUCUGGAAGCAUUCAAGCGACUUCACAACGACGCGAAAACCCGAAAACGACAGCAAGCCAUUCAAUGUGUUGCCGAUGAAUGUACCGCGACUGGGCGUAUUGGAAUUGUCACCGGCCAUUACUCAUUCUGGAACGACAAACCUCCCUCCCAUGACGUUGUGUGGACCGACGCCGACAUGCGCGUCUGCACCCACAUCCUCUACCUGGAUAUGCCCGCUAUCAGUCUAUGGGAUCAACGAACUUACGAUGAACUUCGAAAGCGCCCUGAACUACAACCUCAUCACCUCGCACAAUGGAAGAAUUCCGAAAUCGCCGCUCUAUCCCGUCUUUCUCGUCUGAAUGGCAUGCAUUUCAUGCCGCUGUAUCUCGGCGGGCCUCAUUCUUUUGACGGCAUUGAACACAUGCUGCGCAAUAUUGAGACAAAAGACGAAGAGAACCCUCGUCGUGUAAGAAGCGAGACUGAUCGAUUGCUUUUUCGGGCCCAGGCCGCGAUCGCGGACACGGGCUCGAUGUUCUGGGAGAGGCUCAAGGCAACUUCGCAGAGGCGAUAUCCCCACUGUGUAUGGGAUGGUCCGGAGAACUUUGGAAAGCAUUGGCUCUGGGACGACCUCAUAUGUCCCCUGAAGAGGCUAUUCAGCGAAAACAACGACUACUCCCUGGCUUUCUUUCACCGGGCCAUGGCUUUGUAUGAGUACGUCGAAAGCGCCUUUGACGAAGUAUGCGAGGAAGUCGCCGCUGCUGUCUCGCUAUACCCGGAGUUCAUGGCCCUGAUUCACGCCGUCAAGUGCCAUCGCGGCGUUGGCAUCGUCAUCGCUACGUGUGGCCUUCGUCGAAUCUGGAAACUGAUAUUGGAGAGAGAGGGCCUCGAUGAUGACGUUAAGAUCAUCGGUGGGGGCCGCUUUUCCGAUGAUUACGUUGUUACUCCUGAGGCCAAGGCCGUCGUUGUCUCUCAUCUGCAAAGUAAAGGUGUGUUUGUCUGGGCUUUCGGAGACAGUCCGAUGGACUUGCCCAUGCUCAAGAGGGCCGACCAAGCUAUCGUCGUCGUCGGCGAGGAGCGUUCUAGAAGCAAGACAAUGGACGCUGAGUUGACCAGGGUUAUUACUGGCGACAAGAACUUCCGUCCAAGACAGGCUUUGGUCCCGAUUCAUUCUUCACCCCGCCUUGAUCCAGAGCAUUUACCGAUUGUCGACAUCUCUAGCCAAGCUUUUGUAGAAUCUUUCCUAUACCGCUACGCCAACCUCCAGGUUCUGCACGCCACGAACAAGAGUGCAGCCAAACUUCUCAUGACUGCGACACGCGACGCGUCUGUGGCCGGUCCUAGUCUCAGAGCGGCCCAUAGGCAAGUUGGGUGGUACCUCGCCACCGAGUUUCUGACGGAGCUGCUCGGCCUAGAGACAUAUCCUAUACCCCAUGUUCAGGGCUACAAUACCGAUGGUCAUCGACUUGUCGACGAGAGCCGAACAGCCAUCGUUGCUCUCAUGCGCGGUGGUGAACCCAUGGCCCUUGGUGUCAGCGAGGUGUUCCCCCAUGCCAUCUUCAUCCACGCCAACCGUGCCUCCGAGCUCACGAAGGAGACUCUUGUGGGAGUGAACACGCUGCUCUUGGUUGAUUUGGUGGUCAACAGCGGCAAGUCAAUCAAGGGGUUCGUCUACCGUGUUCGGAGGUUGAAGCUGGAGAUUCGCAUCGUCAUUGUGGCCGGUGUUGUUCAGGCCAAGGCCAUCUCGGAUGUCCUAGAGCCACUUGCUUGUAAAGGAGAUCUCAGUCUCGUCGCACUUCGGUUGUCGGACAACAAGUUCCCUGGAAUCGAAGGCACGGACACUGGCAACCGGCUAUUCAACACUUCACAUUUAAAUUGA